AUGGCGACGACUAUCUCAUCCCUUCCGCCUGAAGUUGUCUUUCUGAUCGCUGCUGCCGCCGAUCCUGAUGACCUAGCCAGCCUACGCCUCGUCAGUAAGCAGUGGUGCUCGAUAUCAACCAAGCUGUUUGGCAUCGCAAAACUCCAACAUCGUCGUUUCAUAAUAUCGCCUUACAGCCUACAAGGUCUUGUUGAUCUGACGGCGCAUCCAGUCCUAGGUCCUUGUGUUCGAUCCAUCGAAAUCGGCACCUAUCGCAUGAAGAAAUAUUUCGUGAACACCCAACCUCGGCAUGAAGCAAGUCGGGCAAAUAUCGCAGCACUUACGCAGUUUCCAUUCGAGGCGACUGGGUUGCAUACUAUUCUUGUUACUAAGGCUUUGGCGAACCUCAAAAGAUAUGGUGUUAAGCCCAUGAUUGGAAUGUUCGAAGAUGUGGUUUCCGCUGGACCUGGAGAUAAGUUUGUUCGCCGCGGAUACGGGCAUGAUGAGCUCUAUGGCUCGGUCAACAUUCUUGAGUAUGGCGACUCACGAGCAGCACAGACCCUUAUAGCCCUGGUCACGGCGCGCAGUAGCUCAGGAUGCCCUAUAAGCGGGAUCUCAGUUGACCUUCAAUGGAACUCGCUUGCACGACAAGCAAUAGGUAGACAUCCGGGACUACAGCAGCUGCUGAACAAUCUAUUAGUGUCUCCCUUGGGCCAGCUUCAGUCUGGCUGGAACCUGACAGUGACGCUUACAGAACGAAGUGGUAACACGGAAUCUCACACUCUCAAAAUUCGUGAUCAAGACAAAAGUUUAUCUCUGAACUUCCUAUCGAUAGAGGNNGAAUACGAAGGGACGGAAAUCCCACAGCUCGAUCAAGAGACCUUUGGCUCGCUUGUCAACCCCUUGUAUCAACAACACUUUCAGAAGAUCUCACUCAAGCAUUGCUCAAUCGACACGUCGGUUUUCGUUCUAUUAAAAGCACACGCAAAGAGCUUGCGACAUCUGAGUAUAUCGUUGUCCAUCUUCUAUGACGAUGAAAUCGAGGAUGGCAUCAAGCUGCUUACGACUAUUGAGCAUGACCUGGCACUGGAGUCACUGGUCCUUCAUAAUCUGAGCUACGAAAACAGGCACAGUCUGGUCUCUAUUGUUGGCAAGGAGAUUAAGGGCGAAAGCUCGGCACAAGUCACUGCCAUGGUUGAGGAUCUGAUCAAAUCUGUUCGAGCAAUAAAUGCAAAGUUGGGACGAACUGGGGCCGAUGAUGAGGAGUCGGACGACAACCAGGCGCCUUGA
Molecule: messenger RNA, 1269 nt
Organism: Aureobasidium musti
Lineage: Eukaryota; Fungi; Ascomycota; Dothideomycetes; Dothideales; Saccotheciaceae
Source: the annotation of a GenBank genome assembly